GUUUCGAGCCUAACGGUGCAGUUCUGCAGAAACGGUUCCUCUUGGUUAAUAGUUGCGUCUGCAAACUAGAGUAGUGCGCUUUUUGUUUGUUUGUGCAAUGGGAUCGAUUUUGUGGAUAGCCGUGGUGUGGUUUGCCAGUUGUGUUCAUUUCGGUGUAUGCACUGCAUCAAGUAAGGGUCUCUCCGGUGACAAAAUUGUGGGCGGUGUGAACGCCGAUCCGCACGAAUUCCCUUACCAAAUAUCACUCCAGUGGAACCUGGGCCCAAACGUCACCCGACGGCCGAUUCAUUUCUGUGGUGGAUCGAUACUGAAUCGGAACUGGGUCAUUACGGCAGCCCACUGCCGGGUACGGUUCACCAAGCACGGUUGGAUCGAGGUGGUCGCGGGAGAGCACGAUACCACCCGGGACGAGGAAGGAGAGCAGAGGAGACGAGCGAGGAAAUUCAUCAUUCAUCGGGCGUUCUGCGGUGGAGUUUGUCCGUACGAUAUCGGGUUGAUCCAGGUUGAUGAGUCGUUUCAGCUGGGUAAAAAUAUAUCAGCGAUUGCUCUGCCGAAACCGUUUGAGAAGUUUACCGGAGAUUGUGUAGCUUCCGGGUGGGGAUCCACUUCCACUACCGAUAGACCAAUGUAUCCGGAAAAACUAAGAAAAGCCAUUCUUCCGAUAGUGGACUUCCCGACGUGUUACCGAUACUGGAUCAAUGACGGCAAUCCGGAUGCUGUUUCCAACAUUUGUGCCGGACCACAAGAUGGGUCACGAAGUGUUUGCUCGGGGGAUUCCGGUGGACCGCUAAUGAAGUACGACGGAAAACGUGGCAAGCCGAUACUCGUGGGCGUGGCUUCCUGGGGCACUAUACCGUGCGGAAUUGAAGAAAAGCCAGCGGUGUUCACCGCUGUUGCAAAUUUCAUCGAUUGGAUCAAGGCAAACAUGCUGUAACUCGGCGUUACUUUAUUAUUAAUUGAAACCAUUCGAUGGUAUAACGAAUAAAUUUAAAAUAGGUACUCCA
Messenger RNA from Toxorhynchites rutilus septentrionalis, 1004 nucleotides. RefSeq names its product trypsin-1-like. The transcript has 3 exons. Gene Ontology annotation, molecular function: serine-type endopeptidase activity. Gene Ontology annotation, biological process: proteolysis. Bases 98 to 934 code for a protein of 278 amino acids. The record is from RefSeq and is a predicted model, not a curated record. NCBI's taxonomy places the organism in Eukaryota, Metazoa, Arthropoda, Insecta, Diptera, Culicidae.